AUGGCGUACCAGUUACCUCACGAAACUAGCACCAAACGCAAGUUCAAUGAUUAUGCCGCUGCCAGCACAGCCAGGAUGAGACAUAACGAAAUCCUCUUCAAUUCUUCUCUGAAAACUCCCAUUCAAUUCUUCGUCCGUAUGUUUUCCGGCGGCAAAACCCUGGUCAUUCAAGCCUAUUCGUCUGAUACAGUUACAUCACUUGAGUUGUCCCAAACGCUAUCGGAAUGUGGCGUACAAAAUGACGAUACCCUGCAACUGAUGAGUGACUUGAAUUUGGUUAUUCAUGACCUCUGCAACUGCAAUGACGACACAGAUAUUAAUGCUAAUGUUACCCGUAUGACGAAGAUGCUUACCGAUUUUCUCGCAAAUACCCCGAAGGAUGGCGCAGAUGGAUCAGAGGAAUAUCUCCAAAUAUUUAUUUACUUCUCUGUUCCUGCGGCCAUGGUAAAACUUUAUGUAUCUCCUUCUGUAAUUAAAAAACAAGCUGCGCAUGGAUGCAUUUGUCAAUUUAUAGAUAACUGUAAGAUACUUUUCACCGAUCCUACAACCGUAUAUAGGCAGUUUGCUCCAAUAUUCUUCGAGUUCUGUACGAUUCUAAGAGGGGCUGCGGGUGUUGAUGAUACUUUAUAUAUAUUUUGCCGUAGUAGUUUAGCUGCAAUGAUGAAGAGGAAUGUCCAUGAUGUUAAGCAUGUGUUAAGAUUGCAGGAUAUUUUCCCUUUUGUUCAUGAGUUGGCAACAAGGUUAUCUCAUGCUUUGGAAUUGAGUGUGCAAUUAGCUGAGUUUAUACAGUUAUCAGAGAGUGAUGUGCGUGAGUUUAUUCAGUUCAUGCAUCGGGUAAAGUGUGCAAUACGACGUCAAAAAGCAUUUGGCAGUCUGGUUAGUUUCCCUUCCUUGAUGCAAGAUGAAGCAGGAAAUGAAAGAUCUGAGAUUAAAGGCGUGCAUCAUGUUUUUUGUGACUUGCUGGAAAAAUCGGAGCUUUGUCUGAAGGAACUGGAACGCCAGCUGGGUUUGAUGCUUCUAGAAGGGAGGCACAAGAACGAGGAGCUUUACGAGAUGCUCAUUUGCAGGUCUCGUUUGUUUGAAGACUCAUUUGAGUACAUUGGACAUGCUAGUCCUAGGUCUCUGCGAGGUCAAUUAUUUAUUCAAUUUGAGAAUGAAGAAGCUACCGGGCCUGGUGUGUUGAGGGAGUGGUUUUCCUUGGUAUGUGAAGCCAUUUUCAACCCUCAAAAUGCUCUAUUUGUUUCAUGCCCAAAUGACGGUAGAAGGUUUUUCCCAAAUCCAGCAUUGCACCUUGAGUAUUUUGUCUUCUCCGGCAGGAUUAUUGCAUUGGCCUUGUUGUAUAGAGUACAAAUAAGCAUUGCGUUUGAUCGUGUUUUCUUUUUGCAAUUAGCUGGAGAGGAUAUUUCGUUUGAAGACAUUAGGGAUGCAGAUCCCUACUUGUACAGUGGCUGCAAGAAGAUACUGAAGAUAUACUAG
Messenger RNA from Solanum tuberosum (potato), 1476 nucleotides. Its product is annotated as E3 ubiquitin-protein ligase UPL5-like. Gene Ontology annotation, cellular component: cytoplasm. Gene Ontology annotation, molecular function: ubiquitin protein ligase activity. The record is from RefSeq and is a predicted model, not a curated record. Lineage: Eukaryota; Viridiplantae; Streptophyta; Magnoliopsida; Solanales; Solanaceae. The transcript has 4 exons. The coding region runs from base 1 to 1476 and encodes 491 amino acids. Gene Ontology annotation, biological process: protein polyubiquitination; ubiquitin-dependent protein catabolic process.